AUGCAUUUCAGUGGGCCACGAUCAUCGUCCACAGUGCCAUCGUCACUUCAUAACGGAACGAUCGAGAAUAUGAGGGAUCAAAACGCGUACAAUCGUAAUCAUAAUGUGCGGAGUUGGAGUGCGGAGCAGUCACCACUUCGGGUUGUGACCAACUAUAAUCACGUGACAUCGAGCAGUCGUAAUGAUACCAAUGAUGCAGUAGUCUGUGCGAGUGCACCUCUUUCUUGGAGUGAUAACUUAUGGUUGAACAACAAUAAUAAUAACAGUGGAUCAAUGGGUGGUAUUGGUGAUAAUAAUAAUGAAUUCAGUGUUGAUCAACAUCAUUUGCCGUCGACACGAUCGAAGGCUGACGAAUGGCUUGAGAAGACGUUGCAAACGUCACUUUCGCUUGGCAAUUCACCUGCAAAACAAAUGCAUUCGUAUUCUGCAUCGCCGAUCAGUAAUGAUUCGUUGAAAAAUGUAAUUGAUUAUUGCAAGUUGAAAUUUCAGUCUUCAUUAACAAAUGCUCAAAAUAUCGACGUUUUUGGUCAGCCUGUUUUCAACCCACUUCCAGAACAGUCAUCAGCAAUGACAAAUGGAUCGCCAAUGAAUGCGAACAAUAGAUAUGUCAGUCCAGAGUUAUCGCAGAUGAAAGCACGAAAUGAAGAAAGCGCUAACGGCAACCGAAUUGAGGAGGAUCCAUUCGACGUGCAAUGGUCUCAGCUGUCCUCUGCAAAAGCGGAUUCCACCCAACAAUCGUUCACUAAUCACAACACGACGAAUCCGUUUUAUAGUCAUUCAAGUGCUCUUACCACAUAA
Messenger RNA from Anisakis simplex (herring worm), 798 nucleotides. Lineage: Eukaryota; Metazoa; Nematoda; Chromadorea; Rhabditida; Anisakidae. The record is from the annotation of a GenBank genome assembly.